CAUUCAUCGCUGCACCCACUGCUGUUUAAAACUUUGCGGCCCACCGACUGCCACGAUAAAUCCGCCCGUUUCACUUUAGGACUCCGGAACGAAGUAUCUGCCCGUAAUGCACCACCCGUUCCGAGAAUUCAUAGCUCAAGAGUCCUAGACAGCAACCCUACUUGGCAUUCACAGGUGAAUACUCUAGAGGUUUGUCUGGAAGUACGGGAGAAAAGAAGGAAAAGGAGACAAUCAUCCCCUUGGAAAGUUACGGCGCACCGCGAGCUCCCGGUGAGCCGGGCGGCUCCAUGGUCGUCGUCGUGGCUCGGCGCACGGAUGGAACGGGCCCGUGAUGGAGAACGAGACGCAGCUUAGCGAAGACGGAGCCCCACACAGCAACAACUGGCUCGCCAAUCGCACUGAGCUCGAGUUCGCCGACGAGCAUCUGCCCAACUGGGAGGACCUCUUGCUCGCGGUCUGCUUCAGCGUGCUCAUCAUCAUCACCAUUGUGGGCAACACGCUGGUGAUCGCCGCGGUAAUAACGACGAGGCGACUGCGGUCCGUCACUAAUUGUUUCGUGUCCAGUUUGGCAGCCGCCGAUCUGCUCGUCGGCCUCGCAGUCAUGCCACCGGCGGUCAUGGUACAGUUGAACAAUGGUGAAUGGGAGCUUGGUAAGAUACUGUGCGACGCAUGGGUUGCUUUGGACGUCAUGCUCUGCACCGCCAGUAUUCUUUCACUCUGCGCUAUAUCGAUAGACAGGUACUUGGCAGUAACGCAGCCCCUGAUCUACAGUCGUCGUAGGCGCAGCAAGCGACUAGCCGGCUUGAUGAUAGUCUUCGUGUGGGCUCUUGCAGUGACGAUUACGAGUCCACCCUUGCUCGGUUGCUUCCCCCGUGCUCGCAAUACCCUAGAAAUCGACAAAAAGUGCUCGUACAACAUGGACACGUCGUACGUGAUAUUUUCGGCGAUGGGCAGUUUUUUUCUGCCCAUGCUCGUGAUGCUCUACGUGUACGGGCGCAUCUCGUGGGUCAUUGCCAAGAGACAUCGGAAUCUCGAGAGCGCGGAUGCCGUUAGUUCCGGAGAUCACAAGAAGACGGGCAAACAGAGAAGCCCACAUGGCAGCAGCCACGACACGGGGAGCCACUUUCCCAGGGUCAAUCGUGCCUCCCAGCGGAGGUACUUUUCCGCGAGCACCACGGACAGCAGAGCGCGAAUCUUGUCCAAGUCUCCACGCUCGCUUUUGGGUUCCCGGCCCUCGACAGCCUCGGUGUCCGAAGGCACUGGCAGCGAGACAAGCCCGGCCGACAACAAAACCUCACCGUCCGCAGCGAGAACACAGGCGUCGACGGCAACAGCCCCAGGAAUGACCGCGACGUCGCUGACGGUGCCGGGCUCGGAAGCGGCGACGAGCCCAAACAAGCGGCCGAUGUCACGGGUUGGCACUCUGCGAAGUCACCAGCACAGCUGCAUCAACAGGGUGACGAGGGAAACCAAGACCGCGGGCACCCUGGCCGUGGUAGUCGGUGGCUUCAUUGCCUGCUGGUUGCCGUUCUUCAUUUGCUACCUGGCGACGCCGUUCAUGCCCGUCGGGCCGCCGGAUGCGCUCACGCUGGUGCUCACUUGGCUCGGCUGGAUAAACUCGGCGAUCAACCCGUUCAUCUACGCGUUCUACUCGGCGGACUUUCGCAUGGCCUUCUGGCGACUGACCUGUCGCAUGUGCGCGCCCCAGCGACCACCGUUCGACUCGAACUUCCAGGCGGCCGAUCGAACCGCUUACCAGCACGCCGGUGGCUCGGCUGCGGUCACUGCGCUGCCCAGCUGGAGGCGACAAGCCUCGAGAACGUGAGACAGGCCCAGCCUCGCGGUUAGCUUCAGCCGCGAGCCACGGCUCAACAAUAACAAUCAGACCCUGGAUUCACGUGCCGGUU
Molecule: messenger RNA, 1907 nt
Organism: Copidosoma floridanum
Lineage: Eukaryota; Metazoa; Arthropoda; Insecta; Hymenoptera; Encyrtidae
Product: putative G protein-coupled receptor No18
Biological process (GO): adenylate cyclase-activating adrenergic receptor signaling pathway; positive regulation of MAPK cascade
Cellular component (GO): plasma membrane
Molecular function (GO): G protein-coupled receptor activity
Source: RefSeq, a predicted model, not a curated record